Cydia strobilella is the source of this 2396-nucleotide messenger RNA. RefSeq names its product protein asunder (gene asun). NCBI's taxonomy places the organism in Eukaryota, Metazoa, Arthropoda, Insecta, Lepidoptera, Tortricidae. Gene Ontology annotation, cellular component: integrator complex. Bases 78 to 2021 code for a protein of 647 amino acids. The transcript is spliced from 13 exons. Gene Ontology annotation, biological process: centrosome localization; regulation of mitotic cell cycle. The record is from RefSeq and is a predicted model, not a curated record.
UUUGAACAAAUAUUUUUAUAAAUUUCAUAAAUUAAGCGAUGUCUUAAAACAAACGGUUAACCGUAUAUGUUCUAAAAAUGUUUCCUACAAAUCAUAAAACUAUUUUCGUACUCGAUCAUACGCCAUACUUUGGUAUAUCAUCGGACAAUCCUAUAGACUUCGAUGUCUCUAAAAGCCGGGGCCCUGGCUAUGUCCCUUUACCGCCUGUUUGCAAGUCGCUAUGGACUUGCAGUGUGGAAGCUGCAGUAGAAUACUGCCGAAUAGUAUGGGAUCUAUUUCCUGAAGGCAAACUGGUCCGAUUUGUUGUCAGUGAUUCUGCAGCCCACAUCCUUAAUACUUGGGUUGCAGCACAACAGAACUUAACCCAUAUCCUUAAUGGCUUGUGCCUUGUUGGCGUGGUGCGGCGUGGUGCUGGAGGUGACGUCGUGGGUCUCUGCGCCGCCAUUGAAGCCCUAAGUGAGCCAUCACCCACACAAUCUGCUAGGCCAAACUCGGAAGCACUUUUUCAAAAUAGGGGUCGAAUAAUCUGCAUAACGAGCGCACGAGAUGAUGACUCUAUUAGGAGUCUGGCAGAGAUAGCGUUGAAUGCUCUCAUCCAGCAGAACAAGAAAGCUUCCAGUCAACCUAGUACAUCUGAGUCGACGAGCACUGCUCAGCCACAGGCCUACCCUAUCCAAUAUUGCCAUUUAGUAAUAAUAAACGUUACUCCAGAGAAAGCCGAAAUCAGAGUGAAUAAUCAACCAUUAACAGAGAUGGGGAACGGCCUGAUGGGCGUCGAAGUGAUAGUUUCCAGAGCAAGCGCGCUGGCAACACUGCUCGGGCGUUUAGUGUUGCCACAUUACAAGCUGGUCACCACCACUGUCACCGGGAUACCGAUGAAGGAAGAACAAAACGCGAGCUCCAGCGCAAAUUACGACGUAGAAAUUAUUCACUCGGCUGAGGCCCACGCCGGACUGCGAGCUGCACAAACAGCUGCGGAGGCCACGGAAUCUGUAGUGCUGCGGUGGUGGACCCCUCGGGGGGCGGAGGGCGGCGCGGGCGGGUGCGGCGGGCCGCUGUGGCGCGUGACGCCGGCCGACGUGGCGUCGCGCCCCUCCGCCUGCCUCGUCAACUUCCUGCUCAACGGCCGCUCCGUCACGCUCGAGGUGCCCAGGAAGGGUGGCGGCAGGUCGGCCUCGCACGUGCUGGCGGCGCAGGGCGGCGAGCUGUGGAUCGGCGCGCUGGGCGGCCGCGCGCCCUACGACGAGCCGCCCGCCCUGUCCGAGGGCGCCGGCGGCCGCGUCACCGACUACAGAAUAAAGGAGUUCGGCGCGCUCAUGCAACAGAACCGGCUGUUCCCACUGCGCGGCGCCGGCGCCAACGCGCGGGCUAAGGCGCGCCUGCAGCGGCACACCACCUACUGGCCGCUCACCAUCUCCUCCACGCUCGUCUUCAACUUGGGCUCCGUGAUGGAGCCCUUGACCCGUCUGGUGGUGCAAGAGACACUGACGGAGGACGAGGUCGACACGUGCCGCGGCGUGCUGUUGUCGCUGUUGGGAAUGGAGUCGCGACACGAGUUCCCCACUGCACAACUACCUUCAAACUUGAGAGGGAAGUCGAGCAGCCGCCGCGAGGAGCAGUGGCGACAGGUGUGGAGCGAGCUGGAGGCGCUCGUGCGCGCGCACUCCGCCUCGCCCGCGCACCGCGCGCUGCUGCGCACGCUGCUCGAGUGCCGCGCGCACAACCACCAGGACAGUGACAACCGCGCAUCCGUAAUUCGAGCGACGACCGACUCGCCGCUGUCCCCGACGGGGGCGGGGGCGGGUGCGGGUGCGGGGGCGGGUGCGGGCUCGGGUGCGGGUGCGGGUGCGGGGGCGGGGGCGGGCGGGGGCGACGUGUGGGCGGCGCGCAGCGUGCUGGACGCGCUGCUGGCCGCGCCCCGGCCCUCGCGCCGCCCCGACUUCGCGGGCCGCAUGGCCGCCGGCGGGCGGCAGGCCGUGCUCUACCAACACUUGCAGCAGGAUGUGGAGGCCCAGCAUUAAGAGGCCGUAGUCGAUAUUGGAGCAAAAAUGUAAAAUUGAUAGAUUUAGUCGUUGAAAUUAUACACGUUUUGUUACGUAAUAUCUAUAUAACAAGUAUUGAUUUCUAUUAGCACGUCUUCUCAUCUUGCCUUUUAAUAGUGAGGUCGCGAGCGUGCGUCACCGGUAAUGCAUGAAGAGAAGGGGCAGUUUUUAAAAAUUCAUCAAAAAAUCAUGGUGGUAAAUUAUACAAAUUGAUGUAUAAGAAUAGUUUCAGCAAAUGUUGUAGAUUGUUUAAGUAUCAAAAUUACGUUGAAAUUAAGUCGAUUUUCAGAGAAAUUGUCACUUGUUUUGAAGAAAUUUCUGGAGAAAAUUGAUUUCGUCUAACUUUCAUUUAAA